This is a messenger RNA of Coturnix japonica (Japanese quail), 1898 nucleotides long. RefSeq names its product dehydrogenase/reductase SDR family member 4-like. The record is from RefSeq and is a predicted model, not a curated record. Lineage: Eukaryota; Metazoa; Chordata; Aves; Galliformes; Phasianidae. Gene Ontology annotation, molecular function: carbonyl reductase (NADPH) activity.
UGGGGCGGUGCGGGGCGAUGUGGGGCGCUAUGGGGCGAGCGGGGCUGCGGGCUCUGUCCGGGGGGGGUGCCCCUAAUUCCGGGAGGACCCUGGAAGGGAAGGUGGCUCUGGUGACCGCCGCCACCGACGGGAUCGGGCUGGCGGUGGCGCAGCGCUUGGGGGCGGCGGGUGCCCGGGUGCUGCUGAGCUCCCGGCGGCAGCACAACGUGGACGCGGCCGUGCAGAAGCUGCGGGCUCAGGGCCUGGAGGUCAGCGGGGUGGUUUGCCAUGUGGGGCAGCCCCGGGACCGGCAGCGCCUGGUGCAGACGGCAUUGGACACCUAUGGGGCCAUUGACAUCCUGGUCUCCAACGCCGCCGUCAACCCGGUCAUGGGCAGCACGCUGGAGGUCGAGGAGGCGGCCUGGGAGAAGAUCUUCCAGGUGAACGUGACGGCAGCAGCCAUGCUGGUGAAGCUGGUGGUGCCCCACAUGGAGAAGAGAGGUGGAGGAGCCGUGGUGUUGGUGACAUCGGUGGCUGGGUUUAUGCCCUUCCCGGCUCUGGGUCCGUACAGCGUGAGCAAAACAGCGCUGCUGGGGCUGGUGAAGGUGUUGGCCCCGGAGCUGCGCGCCCGCGGAGUGCGCAUCAACGCCGUCGCCCCUGGACUCAUCCAGACCCGCUUCAGUGCCGCUCUGUGGGAGAACGAGGCCACCAAGGAACAGCUGAUGUCCGCCAUGGGGAUCGACAGUGUCCUUCCCUGUCCCCAGGCUGGGAACGCCAUCGGAUGUGGCCGAGGUGGUUUCGUUCCUCUGCUCCCCUGCUGCUUCCUACGUGGUGGGAGAGACCAUGGUGGUGGCCGGGGGGACCCCAUCCCGCCUAUAACGGACCCCAGGGAGUGUGGGGAUGGCAUCACUGCGUGGCACCGGGGGGUGGACUGUGAGAGACAUCUGUGUCUGUAGGGGAGCUCUGGGGACACCUGAUGGGACACUGAGGUUUAGUCUUGGAGGAUGAGGGGACCUGUAGGGAACAUCCAGCUCCACAAGAGGCACUUGGGGCCAUUUGAGGGGAGCUGGGACCUGCAGAAAACUUCUGGGUGUGCCAUGGAGGUUUUUGUAGGCCCCAGUGUCUCCUUGGAUGUCCCCAUCGUGUUUCUAGGGGGAUCAGCAGGGAAUACUGAGGCUUACAGAAGCGUAUGGGGACAUCUGGGGUGGUCUAUAAGGAAUAUUGAGGGCUGUAGGGGGUGUUUAUGGCAUUUGUAGGGGAUAUUGUGGUCUACAGAGAAGUUUAGGGGGGCUUGUAGGAGACGCUGAAAUCAAUAUGGGGCGUUUGGGGCAAUCUGUGGUGACAUGGAGGCCCAUGGGAACACCCUCAGGGACACCAGGAUCCAUAGGGGACACUCUAGGAGCAAUCAGGUAGAUUUGGGGUGACUUCAGCAUUUUUGGGGCACUUUGGAUCCCCCAAUAAAUCCACUGACACUGCCCUGGUCACAGCUCAGAGGUGUCUGUUUGGGGCCAACAUGGAGAGCCAUCAUAGCGCUCAACAUGGGGGCGACCAUCUUGACGUUGCUGGCAGCCAUCUUGAAGGGACAGGCAUUAUCUUGAGCUGGCAUCUUCUUGGACCCUUGGGGCCUCCUGUGAUAUCCCCAUUUCAUCAUGCUCCCUGUUACCACUAACGAGCAGCACAAUGGCAGUUAAUGGGGUCCAUUUAUUGCCAGGGACAAUUAAUAAUCAUAGAAUCACAGACUUGUGGAGGUUGGAAAAGAUGCACUCCAGACUAUUUUUGUAUAAGCAGCUCGUUAAGCAAUACCUGAAUACCACCCAAAUUCAUGGCUGGGUGUGACCUCUGCAAACAUGGUUUUGGAAUGACUCUGUUUUGGAGUCAUUGAGACACAUCAGCAAAAAAAUGAAGAGACUUUGUGGGAA